UCUCUCUCUCUCUCUCUUCUCCCUCUCCCCCUGGACGAAAGGAUCGCCGAUUAUCUCUCUCGUAACUGUUUGCAGUCUUAUGUUUCUUGGUCCAGUCAAGCCUGUCCCAACUCUGCAAAGAUAGUACAAAAAUAUCUAAGAAAUAUCCAAAUUCAGAUAUUUUUUGAAGAUCCAAACUAAGAUUUUCGGAAUUAUUGUUUGACCAUAUUGUAUUUUAGUACAAUGAUUUUCUUGGUAAUUUCGGUUUGGAUCUAGCUCAAUUAUGGCGGUUAAUGAAGCUUUGCAGGGUGAAAGCAAUUUGUUGGGUUUCAAGCCAUUUUUAGCCAGCUAACAACAUCUGGUGUAAAUUGGCAUCACUUGUAUAUAUAUUUGGUUACGGAUUAUCAUUUGACAUCACUUUGUAACUGGUGAAUACCCAUCGUGUUAGGUUUAGAAGGGUCUGUAGUUGCAGAGGUUUGGUCUUUGCAGCCAACGCUAUGCGCCAUUCUUUUUCCCGAUUCAAGAAGUUUUUUUUUCAAUCUGAACUUGGGCCGUUUUUACUACUAGUCUUUUGUCUGACUGAUAGAGUAUCCUGAUGAGUGUUGAUAGUGAUGAGGAUAGGCAACUGCUGGAGCUGAAUCACCGUUCAUGGGACGGGAAGGAAAGGGUUAAGAAUGGAGUGGUAGAUGAGGAAAGAAGGUUAGUUGAGGAAGAUGAGUCGAAAAGUAUUGGAAUAGCUGGAGAUGUAAACGGUGGGGAAGGAGGGGGUGUUCAAGUCCAGGCUGUUAAGCAACAGCCUCAAGGGUCAACGGUUUGCUGGGAAAGGUUUCUACAUGUUAGAUCUCUUAAGGUUUUACUGGUGGAAUAUGAUGAUUGUACUCGCCAUGUUGUCACUGCACUGCUUCGCAAUUGCAGUUAUGAAGUGAUUGCAGCAGCAAAUGGAUUGCAAGCAUGGAAGAUUCUGGAAGAUUUGACUAAUCAUGUUGAUCUAGUCUUAACUGAGGUAGUUAUGCCAUGCUUAUCCGGUGUUGGGCUUUUAAACAAGAUUAUGAGCCAUAAGACGAGGAAAAAUGUUCCUGUGAUUAUGAUGUCAUCUCAUGAUUCAAUGGGUCUCGUCUUUAAGUGUUUGUCAAAGGGUGCUGUUGACUUUUUAGUGAAGCCUAUACGAAAGAAUGAGCUUAAGAACCUCUGGCAGCACAUUUGGAGGAGAUGCCAUAGUUCUAGUGGUAGUGGAACUGGAAGUGAAAGCGGCACACAAACUCAAAAGUCUGUAAGAUCAAAAAGUGUUGCAAAGUCUGAGAACAAUAGUGGAAGCAAUGAUGAGGAAGAUAAUGCGAGCACUGGUUUGAAUGUUGGAGAUGGAAGUGACAAUGGGAGCGGCACUCAGAGUUCCUGGACAAAAAAAGCUGUAGAAGUUGACAGUCCGCGACAAGUGUUCUCAUGGCACCAGGUAGCCGAGUGUCCUGAUAGUACUUGCGCCCAAGUAGUUCACUCAAAUGCUGAAUCACUUGGUAACAAAUUGGCCCCUCCAGCUGCAACAAGGGAGUGCCAACCACAGAAGGAACAUGACAACUUUGCAAUGGGAAAAGAUCUAGAGAUAGGCCUAUCCAGUAAUAGAGAUUUACAGCGUCAGCACGCUAAUGACUUUUCAACCAAACCAGCAGGAACAAGACAGAAUAAUCUGAUUGAGAUAGGUUCCGGUGAAUUUGACCACCAGAUUGAUGAGGGGCAGCUGAAGUUCAACUAUGAGAGUCCUUCCAGUAAGCUAAAGUACGAUGGUGCUACUGUAACAGGUGUUGUCACUGAUCUCACUGAUCCCCUGAUGGACAGCACACAAUUCGAAGCUUCUAACAGACAGUAUAAGGCCUUAGACAUAAACACUAAAGCCAAUAGUAAUACUCAUGAACUACCAUCUGUGGAGCUCAGUUUGAAAAGACUUAGAGGAGUUAAAGGCACUGAGACAACAGUACAGGAUGACCGCAAUGUCUUAAGACGUUCAGACUCUUCAGCCUUUUCAAGGUAUAACGCAGCCUCAAAUGCUAACAAGGCUCUUUCUGGGCAUGUUGGAAGCAACUCUCCACAAGAUAAUAGUGGGGAAGUUACAAAAAAUGAAUUUUUUCGUGAUAUUCGACCUCAUUCAAGCGAUAACCCUCCUAAUCAAUCCUCGAAUGGAGGCAGCAAUAACAUUGAUAUGGGCUCCACAACUAAUAACGAUGUUCCCAAAUCUCUAGUUAUAAACAAGUCAGCAGCAGCAUCUACAGUCCAACUUCUGCAUCCAUCGUCUGCUUUCCAACCUGUGAAAAAGGACCUUAAGAGUGCUACCCAGCAAGUUUUAGUAGAUAAUGCUAAUAAUGUGGCAACGACAGUAUUGGCUCAUUCAAGAGAUGCCCAGAAGCAACUCCAAAUUCAGAACCUCCAUCAUGAUUAUGAUCACUGUCAGGUCCAUCGCCAUGUUGUCCACACCAUGCAAGGACAACACCUGCCCGAGCAUAACGAUUUGUCUUUGAAGAAAUUGGCUGCAGCUGCUCCGCAUUGUGGAUCGUCCAAUGUUCUGAGUGGGCCUGUUGAAGGUAAUCCGGGAAAUUACAGUGUCAACGGAAGUGCUUCAGGCAGUAACCAUGGGAGCAAUGGGCAAAACGGAAGCACCACUGGAAAAAAUGUAGGUGGUACAAACAUGGAAAGUGAUGUUGCUGGGAAAAGUGGAAGUGGUGAUGCUAGUGGAAAUAGAGUAGAUGAAAACAAGUUCAAGCAGAGAGAAGCUGCCUUGACUAAGUUUCGUCAGAAAAGAAAGGAGAGAUGUUUCCGGAAAAAGGUUCGAUAUCAAAGCAGAAAGAAACUGGCUGAACAACGACCUCGCAUACGGGGACAAUUUGUGCGGCAGACGGUGAGCGAGAACACGGUCAGGACAACAGAUAGCUAAUCCAACACUUUCGAUAAAAUAGGGUUGAAAUUCAGCGUACUUGUGAGUUGUUAUCAGUUACAUGUAUAUGUGCAUUUCUUGUAACUCUUAUGAGCGAGGUUCGUGGUAAAUAUUCAUGUAAAGAAUUGGAGGUGUUGGAGGUGAGAACUCUUAAGACAGACCACACCUUGAAAUGCAUUCCAUUAUUGUGGAUUUCAAGAUGCUUCUUUUACACAGGAGGCCAUCAGCUUUAUGCGAUCAGAGUCUUUAUAUUU
Messenger RNA from Prunus avium (sweet cherry), 3153 nucleotides. RefSeq names its product pseudo-response regulator 7 (gene PRR7). Gene Ontology annotation, biological process: cytokinin-activated signaling pathway; phosphorelay signal transduction system. Gene Ontology annotation, molecular function: protein binding. The record is from RefSeq and is a predicted model, not a curated record. Lineage: Eukaryota; Viridiplantae; Streptophyta; Magnoliopsida; Rosales; Rosaceae.